AUGUCCAAGGCCCGAGAGUCAAUAGACCUCAAGGGGCUGGGCAUCGCCGGGCUCAGGCCAAAAAGAGCCAUCACCGGGGGCCUUGUCCUGGAGGUCCCCGGUGAGGGAGGAGCCGACAAGGCGGACAAGCUGGCCCAGGCCAUGUCCGCCUUGUUUGCAAAUGGGGAGGCUAGGGUCUCCAGGCCCGUCAAGACUGCGGAAGUCAGAGUGCGGGGCCUGGACGACUCAGUCUCCUCAGAAGAGGUGGCCGCAGCCCUGGCCAGCGCCGGGGGAUGCGCACCGGGGGAGAUCAGAGUGGGGCCGGUUAAAACGGUCCCCUCGGGCCUCGGUGCAGCAUAG
Pseudomyrmex gracilis is the source of this 339-nucleotide messenger RNA. RefSeq lists its product as uncharacterized. The transcript has a single exon. NCBI's taxonomy places the organism in Eukaryota, Metazoa, Arthropoda, Insecta, Hymenoptera, Formicidae. Bases 1 to 339 code for a protein of 112 amino acids. The record is from RefSeq and is a predicted model, not a curated record.